CCGACGCCCCUCCCCCCAUCGCGUCGCGCCGCCCUCGUCUCGACGCUGCGCCGCCCCUCGACCACGAUGCCGCGCCGCCCCUCGACCCUCGACGCCGCGCCGGGCCCCUCAUCUCGACGCCGCCCACCUCAUCUCAACGCGGCUCCUCGUCCCCGACGUCGCUCGUCGUCCCUAACGCCGUCCCUCCCGACGCUGCCCUUCCCGGCACCGCCCCUCGUCCCCGCGCCGCCCCUCCUAACGGAGAGGCGGAUCCGGAUGCGGCGGCCGGCCGCAGCCCUGCGGCCAUGAGCAAGCCAGAGGAACGGAGCGCGGCGGCCGGGGAUGCCAGGUUGGUGGCAGCGCAGAGGAAGACCAGCAUGUCGGCCAUGUCUGACCCCUCGUUGCCAUCCUGGACCGCGAUGGCCGCACCUACUCCUACGCCCAUGCCCUCGAGCUCGGCGGCGGCGGCUGCGACAGUGGAGGACGGUGACAGCCACCUCCACCAACAUCGUCGUCGUCCGCAGGCUGAGCACAUGAAGAGAUCUCCUGUGGCUACCCCUAUAGAAAAUGAGGAUUACCUCUCUAGUGGUUUUCCGACAGCAAGGACUCCAGUGGUGGAGGUCAUUAUGCCGUUGCGCAGAAUUUCUCAAAGAGACAAGCGGACUAGAGUUUCCACAUCUGAUUUGGCAAGAACUAACCGGGCCAAGCGAGCAAGGUAUGCAGUUGGUUCUCCUACUAUCAGGAUUAUCAAUCACAAGCAAUUGUCUACACCAACAACUCAAAGGUCUCCAAGAAGCUCGACACCUCUGAGUCGACGUGGCUCAAGAACCAAAGAUACAUCUAGGCAACUGAGAUAUGUUUAUUGGAAGGAAUUUGAUCCAAUUACUGAAAAUGGUGGGAUCCUACAUGCAAGAUGGUAUUUAUGUGUCACUUGUCAUUGGAUCUCAAGUGAGUGGAAGAUGAACAAACGAAUUAUCAAAUUCGUAAUGAUGGAGUCACCACACAAUGCACAGUCUAUGUUUAUUGCUAUACUAAAGGGUAUUCAGGACUGGAACAUUGAGGAUAAGCUUUUUAGCAUAACUUUAGACAAUGCCAAGGUUAACAAUUCAAUGAUGGACUUGUUGAAAGCGAAUUUGCUGUUGAAGAAAAUGCUACCAUGUGAAGGGAAUCUUUUUCAUGUUCACUGUGGUGCACAUGUCAUUAACCUGGCAGUUCAAUAUGGAUUAAGAAAAAUCAGUGGUAUAGUGAGCAAUAUUAGAGAGAGUGUGAAGUACAUCAAGAGUUCACAAUCUCGUAGAGAAAAAUUUGAGGAAAUAGCUGUCCAAAUGGGAAUAUCACUUGAGAAACAGCCCACCCUUGAUAUCUCUACAAGUUGGAACUCUACAUAUCUCAUGCUUCAAUCUGCAUGUCCAUUUAAGACAGUUUUGAUGAAUUGGGAAACCAAGACAAAAGUUUCACUACUGCACCAACAUUGGCUGAAUGGAUAAGGUCUAAAGCUGUUCGCGAAUUCUUGAAGACAUUUUAUGAUGCCACCAAUGUGCCGUCUGGAUCCUCUUAUCCUACAGCAAACUUAUAUUUCCAUCAGCUUUGGAAGAUCAAGUUAGCAAUGGAUAAGGAGAUAUCUAAUUCAGAUCAAUACAUUGUAGCUAUGGUUAAAGAGAUGCAGAAAAAGUUUAUGCAGUAUUGGAGGAUUACAUACCUAUCCUUCUCUGUUCCUGUUAUUCUUGAUCCCAGAUUCAAAUAUUCUUUUGUGGACUUCUGGUUGAAUCAAUUUUUUGGAGAAGAUGCAGUUCCAAAGUUGGGUAGAAUUAUGAGGACACUUAGGAAGCUUUUUAGUGAAUAUUUUCAAACAAAUAGAGCUGAAUUAGAACCUCAAACACAUUGUGCUCAAGAAAAUAUUCAGAAGGAUGAUUCUUUUGAUGAUUGGGACCAACACCAGCGGGCUCAACUAAGAACUCAGUCUUCAAGUGAGCUCAAUGCGUAUCUAGCUGAAAAUACCGUUCCGAGAACUGAAGAUUUUGAUAUUUUGGGAUGGUAGAAAUAAAAAUCGACAACAUAUCCAGUUCUUGCUCGCAUGGCUUGUGAUGUCCUGUCAGUGCCAGCGUCUACUGUACCAUCGGAGUCAGCAUUUAGUACUGGGGAGAGAGUGGUCAGUGAUUUCCGGAGCAGACUAAGCAUGGAUACAGUUGAAGCCUUGAUUUGUCUUUAGGACUGGAUGUAAGCAGCGGCCCCAUCACCAGAGAAGCUAGUACUUGAAGUGGUGACACAACCUGUUUAUAAAAUUUCAAUACCUACCAACCUAGGAAGUGAUCAUGUAGUGGAACAUAUUGAGGAUCAUUUAGACCUUUCUUCAGAGGCAUGACAACCAGCUUUACAUGCAAAGGGUGCUGGUCCCUCCAUCAUUCAGCAGGAGCAGAGUUCCCCUUCCCCUCCAACAUUCAGCUAUGGCAGGAUAAAGUCAAGGUCCAUUCAUGCUGGAUCAAGUCAAGGUCCAGCCUAUCAAGACAUGCUAUAAUUUAGCUCAUUGUUUGAGCAGAUGGAUUAAUAUUUAUAUGUUAUACUAUUGUAAGCGCUGAACUUUUUUUUUCACCAAAAGUGAAAGCUUGUAGCAACUGCUUGUGUGCAGCUUGUUGAAGUCCCAUGAAUGUUGCUUCAGUUGCAUGACAGAAAAAACAUGUACGCUCAGAUCUAGAGCGUAGGUGUGUGAUUUGGUGCUGGUGCAGGACGGAUCUAUUGCUUGCAAGAUGAUGUCUCUGUCAUCAUAAUUUUGAAUGUAUUGGCAGCCGCAGAUGGCUAGCAGUGCACA
Molecule: messenger RNA, 2785 nt
Organism: Panicum virgatum (switchgrass)
Lineage: Eukaryota; Viridiplantae; Streptophyta; Magnoliopsida; Poales; Poaceae
Exons: 6
Coding region: 285-1466 (393 amino acids)
Source: RefSeq, a predicted model, not a curated record